This is a messenger RNA of Dreissena polymorpha, 1790 nucleotides long. Its product is annotated as atrial natriuretic peptide receptor 1-like. Lineage: Eukaryota; Metazoa; Mollusca; Bivalvia; Myida; Dreissenidae. The transcript is spliced from 16 exons. Gene Ontology annotation, biological process: protein phosphorylation; receptor guanylyl cyclase signaling pathway; intracellular signal transduction. The coding region runs from base 1 to 1698 and encodes 565 amino acids. Gene Ontology annotation, molecular function: ATP binding; guanylate cyclase activity; protein kinase activity. The record is from RefSeq and is a predicted model, not a curated record.
AUGGGUGCUGUUAUAUUCGUGUUCGGAGUAGUUGCUGGGCUGGUUUACAGACGACUGAAAGCUGAAGCAGAAAUCCACAGUAAGUGGUGGCGCGUGCGCAGUGAGGACAUCACCAUGACAACGCAGUCGUCAUUCUUGUCUAGCAGAAGUCAUGGUACGAUGGUGUAUGUGCGAAAACCGAAGGUCAAGUCCAUAUCGCUAGAUAGAGCCUUCAUGUUGGAAAUGAAACACAUGCGUGACAUCACAUGCCAGAAUCUUACCCGUCUGAUUGGCGUGUGUCCGGACACAAACAAUGUUUGUAUCCUCACUGAGUAUUGCUCUAGAGGAAGCCUACAGGACAUCCUUCAGAAUGAGUCUAUUCAACUUGAUUGGGAUUUCAAACUGUCCCUUAUCAACGACAUCGUCGAGGGCAUGCAUUACUUGCACACCACUAGUAUAGGCGUGCAUGGACGACUAACUAGUUCCAGAUGCGUGAUUGACAGCAGGUUUGUCCUCAAAAUAACCGGGUUCGGUCUAAAUUUCAUUAACGAGGUCCAUGCGAAGAAACAGCACGUGGAAAACAUGUACGUUAGUUUGCCAGAGCUGCUAUGGAUGGCUCCGGAACACCUCCGAGUGUAUCCUCCGCGACAAAUCUCCCAAUCAGGAGAUGUUUACAGCUUCGCAAUUAUUUUGUACGAGAUGUGCACGAGAACUGAACCUUACACCGCCGAGAUCUGGUACCAAUCUUUAGAUGAUACCAUUCGAAGAAUUAAACGUGGUGGCACAAGCGUCCGUCCUACUCUAAAAGAGGAGGAGCAUUUGCCCAGUAUCGUCAAUCUCACCACGUGUUGCUGGCUUGAAAUUCCAACGGAACGACCGUCAUUUUCGAACGUCGCGACAAGUUUCCGUCGUUUAAAUGACCGCAGUUGCAUAAACGUAUUGGACGUUCUUUUGAAGCGAAUGGAGCAAUACGCCAACAAUCUGGAAGGUCUUGUUGAGGAGAAGACACAGGCGUUCAUAGAAGAGAAGAAACGAUCUGAGGAGCUGCUCUACCAAGUAUUGCCAAAGAGCGUUGCAAAUCAGCUUCGAAUAGGGAAGUCUGUUAACCCAGAAUCCUUUGACAGUGUUACUAUAUAUUUCUCGGAUAUCGUUGGCUUUACGUCAAUAUCAGCAGUGAGCACUCCAUUUCAGGUGGUUGAAUUCUUGAAUGACCUUUACACUUGUUUUGACACUAUUAUCGAACAUUACGACGUGUACAAGGUGGAAACUAUUGGCGACGCCUAUAUGGUCGUUUCCGGGAUUCCGGAAAGAAACGGGACUGAGCACGUGCGACAGAUUGCCCGCAUGUCGCUGACAAUUCUGAGGAGCGUGCGGCAGUUUAUGAUACGCCAUAUGCCGGAAACACCGCUUAAGGCUCGGAUAGGACUGCAUUCUGGCCCAGUGUGCGCGGGAGUCGUGGGUCGUAAAAUGCCCCGCUACUGUCUCUUCGGGGACACGGUCAACACCGCCAGCCGAAUGGAGUCUAACGGAAAAGCAAUGAAGAUACAUAUAAGCGACGAAACUAAGACGCUUCUGAAAAGUUUUAAUACGUUCGUUAUAGAAGAACGGGGAAAAAUUGAGGUUAAGGGGAAAGGUUCCAUGACGACGUACUGGUUGGUCGACGAGAUAACAAGACAAAACGAUGGAUUUGCCCUUCAAAUGCCAUUUACGUUACGCUGAUGAAAUACGUUAAGGGACAAGACGACGGCUUAUAUUAGUCUCCAGUCAUCCAGUUUUCAUUUAUAUAUCUGUCAUGUGUUUGUUUCAAGAUG